This is a messenger RNA of Fusarium subglutinans, 1350 nucleotides long. RefSeq names its product salicylate 1-monooxygenase. Gene Ontology annotation, molecular function: FAD binding. The transcript is spliced from 3 exons. Gene Ontology annotation, biological process: secondary metabolite biosynthetic process. Bases 1 to 1350 code for a protein of 449 amino acids. The record is from RefSeq and is a predicted model, not a curated record. NCBI's taxonomy places the organism in Eukaryota, Fungi, Ascomycota, Sordariomycetes, Hypocreales, Nectriaceae.
AUGACCUUCAACUCGGACAAUAAGCAGCAUGACUCUGUUUCGAAGAAGACAGAAAAGUCAUUCGAAAUCGCAGUGAUAGGAGGCGGUAUUGUAGGUUUGAUGGUAGCGAUAGGACUCUUGAAACGUGGAAUCAACGUGUCCGUCUUUGAGCAAGCUGCUGAGCUUACUGAGGUCAGUGCCGGAUUUGCAUUUACUGGCGUCGCCCGUGAGUGUAUGAAGCGCCUAGAUCCUCGCUUGUUGGAAGCCCUAGACCGCAUCGGAGAGGUCAACCGCCAUCCCUAUAAUCGUUACUGGGAUGGUUAUAACCCUUCAACGCAGGAAGAAGCAGAGUCCAACGACUCUCUCCUUUUCGAAGUAUCUGCAAGAGACCUGGAUUACCAAGGAUGCCUCAGAUCUCAUUUGUUACAUGAGAUGGCCAGCAUGCUGCCUGCCAGAACGAUCAAACUGGGGAAACAACUGAAAGAAUUGCAAGACAACACCGGCAGCGACAAAGUCACUGUCACAUUUUCCGAUCAGAGCACCUACGAGGUCGAUGGUGUGAUUGGGUGCGACGGAGUCCGCUCACGAACCCGGCAACUGUUGGCGGGUCUCAACAGCUUGUCCUCGCAAGCGCACUUUGCACAUAAGGUUGCGUAUAGAGCUGUUGUACCUAUUGCAGAUGCUGUAGCCGCCUUUGGUAACGACAAAGGAAUGAAUCAAUCCACGCAUAUGGGGCCUGGCGUGGCUAUCGUUUCAUAUCCCAUAGCUCAGUGGACUUACUUUAACAUUGCAGUAUUUGUCCACGAAGCGGAAGAAUGGAAAAGCGAAAAGAUGACAGCACCAGCGACAAGAAACGAGUUAAUCCGUCAUCUUUCUGAUUGGAGCCCAUCAAUUCAAAGUAUUGUUCAAGCGAUGCCGGAAAAGCUUACAAAAUGGGCUCUAUUCGACACGGCUGACUAUCCUGUCUCUACAUACGCGAAAGGUCGUGUUUGCAUUGCCGGAGACGCUGCCCACGCCACUACACCGUUCCUUGGAGCUGGUGCCUGUAUGGGUGUAGAAGACGCCCUCGUCCUGGCCACCACAUUAGAUCUAGCCUUGGACCACAUCAACGAAGAGGGCGCACAGACUAGCAUAAAAGCUAUUUCGGCUGCCUUCCAGGCCUACAGUACUGUACGUCUCGUGAGAUCCCAGUGGCUUGUGCAAGGGUCUCGUGACAUUGGGGACCUUUAUCAGUGGAGAAAUCCCAAGACUGGUCGGAAUUCUCAUAAAUGCAAGGACGAGCUUGUUGAACACCAGAGAAGGAUAUGGGACUUUAAUGUUAAUGACAUGGUUACAGAGGCAGGACUUAGCUUCCUCUCAUUGUGUACUUAG